AUGGCCACCAGCAGCCCCAUCGCUCUGAUCUCGCAGGUGCAGCAGCGGAAGCCCCGGCCAUACACCCCAAGCCCAUGGGGCGACUUCUUCCUCCACCACAUCCCAUGCACUCCAUCACAGCUCUUCUCAAUGAAGAAGAAGGCACAGAUCAACAAGGAAGAAGUGAGGCAGGUUAUAUUAGAAACCCUUGCCUCCUCCAGCCUGGUUGAGAAGAUGGAGCUUGUCGACAGGCUUCAACGACUUGGGGUGGACUAUCACUACAAGAAGGAGAUCAAUGAUUUGCUUUGCUAUGUCUACAACGACAAAGAUGGAGGCUCUAGCAAUCUCUACAUCACCUCACUGAGGUUCUAUUUGCUCAGGAAGCAUGGGUACGGAGUCUCUUCAGAUGUGUUUGAGAAAUUCAGGGAUGAACAAGGGAACAUUUCAAGUGAUGAUGUCAGCUACUUGCUGAUGUUGUACGAUGCUGCGCAUCUGAGAACUCAUGGGGAGGAGAUACUUGACAACAUCAUCACUUUCAACAAGAGCCACCUCCAAUCUCUACUGCUGGAAAAUUUGGAGCCAGAGCUACGAGAGGAAGUCCAGUGCACUUUGGAGACACCUCGGUUCAGGCGGGUCAGCAGAGUCGAGGCGAGGCGCUACAUCUCAGUAUAUGAGAAGAAGGCUACACGGGAUGCGACCAUACUGGAGUUUGCAAAACUAGACUACAACAUCUUGCAAGCUAUCUACUGUGAUGAGUUGAAAGAACUUACAGUGUGGUGGAAGGAUUUCCAAUCACAAACAGAUCUGAGCUUUGCGCGGGACAGAAUGGUGGAGCUACAUUUUUGGAUGCUCGGGGUGGUUUACGAUCCCUAUUAUUCAUAUUCAAGGAUAAUGAUGACAAAGUUCAUCGUAUUUGCAUCCUUGCUCGAUGACCUUUAUGACAACUAUAGCACCACAAUGGAGAGCACUACCUUCACCGCGGCCAUGCAAAGGUGGGAUGAACAAACCACAGAACAGCUUCCAGCAUACUUGAAAGCACUCUUCAUCAACAUAUUAAACACUACAAAUAAGAUUGAGGAGGAGUUAAAACUUAUGAAAAACAAGCAUGCUGAUUUGAUCAAAAGACUGGUGAUUGAAACUGCCAAAUUCUACCAUGCUGAGGUUGAAUGGCGUGAUAAACACUACAUACCAACUAGGGUCGAAGAACACCUCCAAAUUUCCACCCGUAGUAGUGUUUGUAUGCAGAUAACAAACCUUGCGCUCAUUUCGCUUGGAGAGGUGACUACAAGGGAGGAUGUUGAUUGGGCUCUCACCUUCCCCAAAAUCAUCAGAGGUGCUUGUAUCGUGGGGCGUGUUGGCAAUGACAUCGUGUCACACGAGGUUUACCAAAUCUCUCCACAUAUAAAUAAACUACUUAUAAAUGUUAUUAGCUCAUUUUUAAAUAUUAUUGUAAGCAGUGGAAAUGUUUAUAUUCUAACUAUUUGCACUUUUCGCCACACCUUGAAGCGUGAACAAACUUCGGAGCAUGUCGCAUCCACGGUGCAAACUUGCAUGAAGGAAUAUGGGGUGACAGUAGAGGAAGCCAAUGAAAAGCUUAGAAUUAUAAUCGAAGAAGCAUGGAUGGACAUCGUCGAAGACUACCUUGAGCAAAAACGUCCCAUGGUACUUUUAGAGACAGCGGUCAACGUUGCAAGAACAAUGGAUUUCAUGUACAAGCAUGAAGACGCAUUCACCCUCUCAUUCAGCCUCAAGGAUGUUAUAGCUUCAAUGUACGUCAACUCUGUGUGA
Messenger RNA from Miscanthus lutarioriparius, 1767 nucleotides. The record is from the annotation of a GenBank genome assembly. NCBI's taxonomy places the organism in Eukaryota, Viridiplantae, Streptophyta, Magnoliopsida, Poales, Poaceae.